AUGCUCACCAAGAUCGCCCUACUCCUGGCUGCUUCCCGCGCCGUCACUGCCCAUUUCGGCCUGACGCAGCCCCAAUGGCGCGCCGACACACUCGCCGCCGAGAAUGAGGCCAAGUACAGCCAGUGGAACUACCCAUGCGCCGGCGUCCCGUACGGCGCGGGCAACACCACCGAGUGGCCCCUCGACGGCGGAUCCCUCGAGCUGGACCUGCACCACCCGUGGACCUACGUCUUUGUCAACCUCGGCCUCGGCGGCAACACGACAAACUUCAACCUGACGCUGACGCCCGACCUCUGGAACACGACCGGCCGCGGCACCUUCUGCGUCGACAAGCUCGCCGUCCCGGCGGGCAUCGCCGACGGCACCCGCGCCACCCUCCAGGUCGUCACCUCGGGCGCUAGCGGCUCCGCCCUCUACAAUUGCGCCGACAUUCGCUUCUCCAAGGACGCCCAGCGCAACUCGACCUGCUCCAGCAAGGGCGUCACCCUCAACGAGGUCAAGCCGCAGGGCAGCUCCGGCGGCAACGCCUCGUGCACGAGCUCCGGCACACCUGCCCAGAGCAGCGCCGCUGGCAAGUCGGGCGCCGUUGUGGGCGCGGCCGUCAACGGUGGCAUGCUCGCGACCGUCGCUGGCGCGGCUGCUCUCUUUGCCUUAGGCUCAAGCCUGUAA
Messenger RNA from Akanthomyces muscarius, 669 nucleotides. RefSeq lists its product as uncharacterized. The transcript is spliced from 2 exons. The record is from RefSeq and is a predicted model, not a curated record. Bases 1 to 669 code for a protein of 222 amino acids. Lineage: Eukaryota; Fungi; Ascomycota; Sordariomycetes; Hypocreales; Cordycipitaceae.